AUGACCAUCGACAUGAGCAUCAAUGCCUGGCAGCGGCAGCAUGUGGUCAAGCAGAACGGAGAAUGGACUGUAGACGGCCGUCCAAUAGUGUCGAUUAAGAUCACUCAGCGUCGCAACCCACUCAACAUGCCGAACCUGACCUGGCUGACCCUUGUCAUAACUGCACCGGGUGGCGCCGCCACGCCACCGCACACCCACAACGGUGCCUCAAUCAUCGCCACCAUCAUCAAAGGGAAAAUGCUCAAUCAAAUGGUCCACGACGGAAGGUACGGACACAGUGAGGGGCCGAAGAUCUACGAACAAGGCGAGUCAUGGUACGAAGCGCCGGGAUGCCAUCAUGUGAGGUCAGAGAACGUGGGCGAGGACGGGGCGGAGGCGGUGUUUGUGGCGAGCUUAGUCAUUGAGGGUGAGAAAGUGGACGGGGCGGAUGGGGACGAGGAGUUGUUGCAGAGGGUGUUCUUGCUGGAUGCUGAUGCAUAG
Messenger RNA from Cyphellophora attinorum, 480 nucleotides. RefSeq lists its product as uncharacterized. The transcript is spliced from 3 exons. Bases 1 to 480 code for a protein of 159 amino acids. The record is from RefSeq and is a predicted model, not a curated record. Lineage: Eukaryota; Fungi; Ascomycota; Eurotiomycetes; Chaetothyriales; Cyphellophoraceae.